AUGGCGGGAGGCAAAACAAAGAAAGAGAAGGCGAGGCCAGCAGGGCACACGCCUUACCAAGGAGGCAUAUCGUUCCACAAGUCCAAAGGACAGCACAUACUCAAGAAUCCGUUACUGGUGGACUCCAUAGUCCAGAAGUCAGGUAUCAAAUCCACCGAUGUCAUCCUAGAGAUUGGUCCUGGUACUGGUAAUCUCACCAAGAAGCUUCUAGAAGUUGGUAAGAGGGUCAUUGCUGUUGAGAUUGACGCUCGAAUGGUUCUCGAGCUGCAGAGACGAUUUCAGGGCACUCCUCACUCCAACCGCUUGCAGGUUAUUCAAGGAGAUGUGCUAAAGACUGAGCUUCCCUAUUUUGAUAUAUGCGUAGCAAAUAUCCCUUAUCAAAUCUCAUCUCCCCUCACAUUCAAGUUAUUGAAGCACCAACCUGCUUUCAGAUGUGCCAUUAUAAUGUUCCAAAGGGAAUUUGCAAUGAGACUGGUUGCGCAGCCUGGUGACAAGCUCUACUGUCGUCUUACCGUCAACACGCAACUCUUGUCUCGGGUCUCCCACCUCCUCAAAGUUGGAAGGAACAACUUUCGCCCUCCGCCUAAGGUAGAUUCCUCUGUCGUUCGAAUUGAACCCAGGAAACCGCCUUUUGAAGUGAACCAAAAGGAGUGGGAUGGCUUUUUGCGGAUCUGUUUCAAUAGGAAGAACAAAACGCUUGGCUCAAUUUUUAGGCAGAAAAGUGUCAUCAAUUUACUAGAGAAGAAUUACAAGACCUUGCAGGCACUUAAUCUUGCACCAGCCCAACAAGGUGCCUUGGAGGAUACUAAUGAUGUGAUGGAUUUUUCAGAUGAGGACAUAGAGAUGGAUGAUGAUGGAGUGGAUGAUGGAAUGGAAGUGGAGGAUGGUAAUGCAGAAGGGGAGGUAUCCGAAUUCAAAAAAAAGGUUUUGAGCGUGUUGAAGAAGGCUGGUUUCGAAGGGGAGAGGUCCUCCAAGCUCAAAUUACAGCAAUUCUUGGACCUGCUUUCCGAGUUCAACAAGGAUGGUAUACACUUCUCCUAA
Molecule: messenger RNA, 1041 nt
Organism: Prunus armeniaca (apricot)
Lineage: Eukaryota; Viridiplantae; Streptophyta; Magnoliopsida; Rosales; Rosaceae
Source: the annotation of a GenBank genome assembly